Messenger RNA from Chara braunii, 1020 nucleotides. NCBI's taxonomy places the organism in Eukaryota, Viridiplantae, Streptophyta, Charophyceae, Charales, Characeae. The record is from the annotation of a GenBank genome assembly.
AGAAGAAGCGCGAGCGACAGAGGAUGGUGCGAGAGGAGGUGGCGUAGGAAACCCUCCGCAUGAAGAGGAUGAGAGGAAAAUCGGAGGAGGUGAUGGGCAGGGAUGGAGGGGACGUCGGAGAACGUGUCUCGGGAAAGAGGCCGUCGAAGGAAGAGGGUGGGACGACAAGUAAGGAAGCGAGGAGGCCCGGCGGUUUGACCAUCCGCGAAGGACAAGCCAUGGGUGGAGGAGAUUCGGCUCAUCCAGGCGCUGCGGCAGCGAGAGAACCUUUGGGGAAAUCGAAACGGAAAGUGGCAGCUGAAGAAGGCGAUGGCCAGAAGAAACCUCGAAGGAGGAAGACUGUUGAGGUGGCGAGAGGUGGCGAACGGGCUGUCGGUGGGAAGAUCGACGAAGCGGCAGCGUUUUGGCUCGAAUACGAGCGGAAUGAUGAUGGUGAUAUCGUGGAGAAGGAGCUCCCCGUCCAACUGCUCAUCGACCCCAGGAAGGUCUUCGACAUCCCGCCUUGGGAAAAAUAUUACAACCACUGCAGUCUAAAUCUCGAAAUUGUGGACGACAUCAAGGCUGCGAUGCUGAGUCAAUUCCAAGAGAAAAAGGGGAAGAUCUGGACGAAAAAACCUUUGGUUCUGGCACCCAUAUACAAGUCGGUGACGCGUAGUCCGGAGAAAGCUGACAGGGUUCACAAAGAUGUCUUCAAGCCAGAGGAUAAGGAUAAGUACUACUAUUACCCUGUGAACGGACAACACACCGUGGCUGCUGUGAAGGAGUUGGCGGAUAAGUCAAUAUUCAAAUUGUGGAAGAUGCAGUCGUGGCCGGCGAGAGUAGUGUGGUUCUCCGACCAAGAUUUCGCGGGGUAUGUGCAGGUCAGUCUCAACGAGAACACGAGACACAAGAUGUCUAAGCAGCGAUCGCAGAAGGCCGCGUUCCAGGACAUUCGAGGGAUGGGAGAAUGAAGGAAGGCCGGUGGCCAUUCAAGGGAACCCUUCCAGCAAGGAGGCUGAAAAACAAAAGUUUUUCGAAUUC